AAAGCAUCAUUUCCACGGCGGACGGACACCCCUUUUUCCUCGUACCCACUGCUCCUCUCUUUAAAAAUACGAUCUUUGUUGAAGAAAAGAAAACUCUCAAUUCUCACUCACUCUCUCUCUGGAAAAAAUAAACCCCAAAAAAUGUCCCUCUCGACGCGGCAGAGGCGAGCAACGCCGUCGGAUCUUCCUUCGUCGUCAUCUUCAUCACAACCGUCGAAACCAGAAUCAUACACGAAGGUGGACAAGCCAGGAAGAUCAUCAUCGGACGGCCAGGAAGAGUCGGGAAACGACCGCGGAUUUGGAUGGUUCACGGCGUUGUUUGCGUUGGGAAUGCUCCGGUACAUGAGCGCCACAUCGAAUAUAAUACACGACUGCGAUGAAGUGUUUAAUUAUUGGGAGCCUCUGCAUUAUCUUCUCUAUAAAUCCGGUUUCCAAACUUGGGAGUAUAGUUCUCAGUUUGCACUCCGGUCAUAUUUGUACAUUAUUUUCCAUGAGUUAGUGGGUCGACCAGCUUCCUGGCUGUUUGCGGAUGAAAAAGUGAGAGUGUUCUAUGCGGUGAGACUCUUUCUUGGUCUUCUAUCUGUUAUUUCAGAUGCCACUCUAGUAGUAGCAGUUUCCAGAAAGUAUGGAAAACGUCUUGCUUCUUAUGCACUUGCAAUGCUCUGCUUAGCUAGUGGUUGUUUCUUUGCCAGCACAAGUUUUCUGCCUAGUUCAUUCUCUAUGUAUGCCAUGAGCCUCUCAUCGGGAUUAUUUCUUCUUGAGAAACCUGCAUGGUCUGUUGCAGUUGCGGCUGUGGGAGUGAUCCUAGGUUGGCCAUUUUCAAUCUUGGCCUUUCUUCCAGUCACAUUAUACUCUUUAGCUAAACAAUUCAAACAAGCAUUUCUUUCUGGUGUUGUCACCUCAAUGUUCUUCUUGUAAGCACUCUCCAUACUUGUUGAUUAUUACUACUACGGACGAUGGACAUCAUCUGUUUUAAAUCUCUUACUCUAUAAUGUCAUAGGAGGUGGUGAGAGCCAUUUGUAUGGGACUGAGGGGCCACUUUUUUAUCUGAGGAAUGGGUUUAACAACUUCAACUUCUGUUUCAUCCUUGCUUUGCUUUUCCUGGGAAUUCUGCCAAUUGCAAGGAAAAAGUAUGCCCCAGACCUGCUUAUUGUGGUCUCUCCUCUUUAUAUAUGGCUGGCAUUUAUGUCUCUGCAGCCACACAAAGAAGAAAGAUUCCUUUACCCCAUAUACCCGCUUGUUUGUGUUGCGGCUUCAGCUGUCAUUGAGAGCUUUCCUGAUCUUUUUCGGGACAAAUACAAUCCCUACGAUAAUUCUAUUAUAGUUAUGAUAGCCAAAAUUCUCAGACCUGUGGCCCUCAGCCUCAUAUUAUGUGCCUCACAUGCACGUACAUUCUCAUUGAUCAAUGGUUAUGCUGCUCCUAUGGAGGUUUACAAAAUCUUGGAGCACCAUGCUGAUGCAGGAACUGGUUCUGUACUUUGUGUUGGAAGUGAGUGGCACCGCUUCCCGUCAUCAUUUUUUGUUCCUAAUUAUGUUGGUGAAGUGAGAUGGGUUGAUGACGGAUUUCGAGGUCUUCUUCCAUUCCCUUUCAAUGCUACUUUGGGCGGGACUUCAGCAGCACCACCAUACUUCAACAAUAAAAACAGGGCAUCAGAUGAGCAAUAUCUCCAGGAUCUUCAAGCUUGUACAUUCCUGGUCGAGCUACAGCUCAGCCGACCUUUCCCUUAUCGUGGAAAUGACUUGUCAACAUGGGAGCCUAUUGCAGCACUCCCUUACUUGGACAGGGAGCUCUCACCUGCCAAGUAUCGGUCAUUUUUUAUCCCAUACUUGUGGCAGCAGAAGAAUGUCUUCGGCAUGUACAAACUACUGAGAAGGGUAUCACAACCAAAAUGAUAAAUGACAUGAUAGUUAUUUCUUCGGUUUUAGUGUUUUUUCUUUUGAGUUUCCUGACUAUUAAUUGCUUAGAACUGUAUUUUCCCUUUUUCUGUUUGUUCCUAGCGUAUGCUCCUCCAGGGAAAAAAACACAACAAAAGGAGAAGUUAAAACUCUUAACACACAUUGACCACAUUUUUGGACGUUUUUAUAGUCGUGCACUCGUUUUUGCUUCAUAUAGGCUUUAUUCCGUGUUUGUGCUGA
This is a messenger RNA of Theobroma umbraticum, 2136 nucleotides long. RefSeq names its product Alg9-like mannosyltransferase family (gene EBS3). Gene Ontology annotation, cellular component: endoplasmic reticulum membrane. Lineage: Eukaryota; Viridiplantae; Streptophyta; Magnoliopsida; Malvales; Malvaceae. Gene Ontology annotation, molecular function: alpha-1,2-mannosyltransferase activity. The record is from RefSeq and is a predicted model, not a curated record. Gene Ontology annotation, biological process: protein N-linked glycosylation.